Heterobasidion irregulare TC 32-1 is the source of this 1601-nucleotide messenger RNA. RefSeq lists its product as uncharacterized. The coding region runs from base 47 to 1081 and encodes 344 amino acids. Lineage: Eukaryota; Fungi; Basidiomycota; Agaricomycetes; Russulales; Bondarzewiaceae. The transcript is spliced from 3 exons. The record is from RefSeq and is a predicted model, not a curated record.
CUCCUCGCCGCCAGCAUUUUGCCAUCCCCUCAUCGAUACGUCCGAUAUGGAAAGAGACAAUACGCACUCCGCUCCUUCAAAAAUCCCAGCAUACCGGAUGCGGAUCUCUCCCUCGACUCACGUCUCCAUCACUCUCACCUCCUUUACCCCGUUCUCUCCUGCGCCGGUCGACGACAUUCUCCUCUCAAAAGCAGUCAACAUGGCCAGUCUUGCCCGCACCAGCUCUCAUGGGGCUCAAACUCCCAAUAUCGACGACCAUCGCGCGUCGACGAACACAUUUGGCUAUGUAGAAGGCGAAAAUGAUGCUCAGCGUGAUAGACGUGUGGUUGACCAGCUUAGAUUGGACAUCUCGACGCUCCAAACCAAUUCAGCUCGGGAGCUCCAGGCAGUCAAAACGGAUAUGACCGUCAGGUUUGCUGAGGUCAACGGGACUUUGGUACAACAUAGUAAAGACCUCUCCACCGUCAAGACGACAGUCGAGAGUCUUCAAACUUCAGUCGAGAGUCUUCAAACUUCGGUAGAAGGCUUGAAGAAGCAAGGUGACAAGCAUGAGGCUUUGAUACAUUCGCUUCACACGAUGAUGGAGAGGCAGGAAGAGAUGAUGAAGAGGCAGCAGGAAUCUUUGGACAGCCAUAGUCGUAUCCUCAAGCUUUUGGCUUCUCGUGCUGACGUAGAUAUUUUGGAGGACCUCCCGGCAUUACAGGCUACUGGGAGCGCUGUUGCUCUUCCAGAGGUCGUCGUCACCCACACUCCCACUUCAUCGGUGUCUAGCACGGAGCCGCAAUUCCGUGCGAGUACCCCGCCUUCACCACCCAGUCGAGCUGGCCCCUCCACUCUCCCUGUCCCAUUCUCCCAAACCGCCCCGUCUUAUCGCCUCUCCGAGGAAAACGUGCUCUUGUCUCUCCCUAAUGUCCUUCGCCUUCGGACACAAUCAGAGCCCGACGUGCGCGAGGCCCUCGGAGCGCGCGAAGGACGUGAGACCUUCCGUCCCCUCGAGGCCGACCGUCGGCCAGAAGUGAAGAAGGGGUUCCGAGAUGUGGCUAAACUUUUCAGGAAGACUUUUUCUAACAAGUCAGGCUGAUAUUGAACGCUGAAAGUAACGCGGAUUCUCAUACACUCAUUCCCUUUCCUCUGUUCCGAAUACCCUACCCUGUGCCGUUUCCAUCGUGCCUACGGUAGCUGGUAAUGGCCAAUCGCCAUCUGUAUAAUGAUGUUCUCAAAUGUGGUCCUUCUGCAGUUCCUUUCGCAUGCUUUCAUUAAUCUAUUUCCUUCCCCUCGACUGCCAUGCUCCGGGUCGCUUGCCUUGAGGAUGCGGAUGCAGUCUCACCAGACACGACUUUCGCGUUCGUUAGAUGUCAUAGUUGCUUUGAUAGUCUACGACACCGUAAACAUUGAUAUUCUACUGGCGCGCGUAUAUGACUGAGUUUGCAAGUACGGACAAUGGUCAUAGCAGAGAGGGUACGAAGUUGAUAGUUACCUCGUAUUCUUCACCUCAAAUCAUAGGGAAACCAGAUGUCAUACAAAACGUCCGUUGUGUAGACACGCACAUCGAUAAAGAACAGUGCACAACCGUAGAGGGAAUAGAAGAGGUGAAUGCAUCC